CGGGCCGCCUCCGCCAGCCAGCAUGGCGAGCAGCUAGUGCACACCAUGUCUGAGACGCCGGCCACAUCCCAUCUCGGCGCCCUCUUCUGCUGCGUCCUCCUCUGUCUUCCAAAAGGUACGGUCCAGGGGCCGCAUGAGAAGCGCAUCCUCAACGACCUGCUCAAAAACUACAAUGUGCUGGAGCGGCCGGUGGCCAACGAGUCUGAACCGCUGGUGGUCAGCUUCGGGCUCACACUACAGCAGAUCAUUGACGUGGAUGAGAAGAAUCAGCUGCUAAUUACGAAUGUGUGGUUAAAUUUGGAAUGGAAUGAUGUGAAUCUGAGGUGGAACGCCUCGGAGUACGGGGGCGUCCAGGACCUCCGGAUACCACCGAAAAACAUCUGGAAACCAGAUGUUCUAAUGUACAACAGUGCGGACGAGAAGUUCGACAGUACGUAUCCCACCAAUGUGGUAUUAAAAAACAACGGGAGCUGUCUAUAUGUACCUCCUGGUAUUUUCAAGUCGACAUGCAAAAUCGACAUCACCUGGUUUCCGUUCGAUGACCAGGAGUGUAAAAUGAAAUUCGGUUCAUGGACGUACGAUGGUUGGCAGCUGGACCUGAUCCUGCCGUCGGACGAGGGGGAUGCCAGCAACUUCAUCCCCAAUGGGGAGUGGACCCUGCUCGGUGUACCUGGAAAGCGUAACGAAAUCUCGUACGCCUGUUGUCCACAACCAUAUAUUGAUAUAACGUACACAAUACUGAUCCGAAGACGGACGUUGUACUAUUUCUCCAACCUAAUAGUACCGUGUGUGCUGAUCGCCUCCAUGGCCGUGCUGGGCUUCACUCUGCCGCCCGACAGCGGAGAAAAACUCAGCCUAGGUAUUCCGGGGAAGCGCAAUGAGCUAUCGUACGCCUGUUGCCCUCAACCCUACAUCGACAUCACGUACUCAGUCAGAAUCCGUCGGCGAACGCUCUACUACCUUCACAACCUGGUCCUCCCCGGUAUCCUGAUAUCCACCAUGGUUCUACUGGCCUUCACUCUGCCGCCUGACUCGGGCGAGAAGCUGACUCUAGGCGUCACAGUGCUCCUCUCUCUGACAGUGUUUCUGAACCAAGUCGCUGCAAAUAUGCCAGAGACCUCAGAGGCUGUGCCCCUACUAGGUGUUACCAUUUUGCUAUCGCUCACUGUCUUUCUAAAUAUGGUGGCAGAGAGUAUGCCCACUACAUCCGACGCAGUCCCACUGAUAGGGACCUACUUUAACUGUAUCAUGUUCAUGGUGGCGUCAUCGGUGGUGAGCACGGUGCUCAUCCUCAACUAUCACCACCGCUCCGGCGAGACGCACGAGAUGGCGCCCUGGGUUCGGAGCGUCUUUCUGCAAUGGAUGCCGUGGCUGUUACGCAUGUCACGGCCCGGCGAGAAAAUCACACGCAAAAACAUCAUCAUGAACAACAAGAUGAAGGAGCUGGAGCUGAAGGAGCGCUCGUCCAAGUCACUGCUGGCCAACGUGCUGGACAUGGACGACGACUACCGGGGCGGCCUGGCGCCGGGGCCGCUGACGCUGGCCGCCAACAGCGCCAACUACACGCGCCUACCGCCGGGCCAGUCGGUGGACGACCUGGCGGCGCCCGGCUGCCUGGCCGGCUGCGCGCGCGAGCUGCAGCUGAUCCUGCGCGAGCUGCGCACCGUCACCGACCGGCUGCGCCAGGACGACGAGGAGGCGGUGGUGACCAGCGACUGGAAGUUCGCCGCCAUGGUGGUCGACCGCCUGUGUCUCAUAGUGUUCACGCUGUUCACGGUGGUGGCCACGGUGGCCGUGCUGCUCUCGGCGCCGCACAUCAUCGUGCCGUGACGCGCCGCGCUCAGACUGGGGCCGCCGGCGCGAGCCGGGACGUGCCAGCCGGCGGCCCGGCGCGCCGUCUGCUCACCGGCCGCCGCGUCGGACUUCGACACGGCGGCGCUCGCACCGUCUCGUUACCCUGUAGCUCCAGAGGCCCGUUCUCAUCCCACUUUCCACCCUACCCGCUCACGUUGGCCAACUCAGUAUUUUUUAGCAUUACGGGUAGUCUGUGCGAGUGACACUCUUCCUUCAUACCUGAGCCGGCGAAGGCCAGGUGCCAAAUACCGACGUAGGUCAGCCCGGCCCCUACUGGAGCGCCGGCCAGAGUAUGCAAUCGUUAUCCUUCGUCCUGACGAGAGUGCUCUGUGAUUCGCGAUAGUAUUAAAGGCUGAGUCCGUAUUCCCCUCAGAGGCGUGCUCUGCCUCGCUGGAAUCCUUGCCUUCUGUGAUGUUUUAUUUCCAGUCAUAUCGAUUCAGACAAUGGCGCAGAGUGGUUCACGUUUUAGGUGUGUGACCGAGGCGCGCAUGUGCGAAAGAGAGAGUGAGAGAGAUGCCUGACAGAGCCCAGUUUUGAUAUUGGUCGUGGUUGAUCAUGAUUCUCGUCAGUGACAUACUUGUCAAGGGAUUUAUACAGAGCCGUGUCGCUUUCAUGCUAAGAGUAGAGUUGGGCUCAUUUCAGCGAAAGUUCUUCCGAGUAUAUCAGCAUUGUUCUUAGACUUUGAAUGUCCAUGGUUUUAUGAAUAACGAGGGUUUCUCUUAAUGUUGCGCAAGAAAAGAUGCCGAAAUUG
Molecule: messenger RNA, 2605 nt
Organism: Amphibalanus amphitrite
Lineage: Eukaryota; Metazoa; Arthropoda; Thecostraca; Balanomorpha; Balanidae
Product: neuronal acetylcholine receptor subunit alpha-7-like
Exons: 12
Coding region: 46-1830 (594 amino acids)
Biological process (GO): regulation of membrane potential; signal transduction; nervous system process
Cellular component (GO): neuron projection; postsynaptic membrane; synapse
Molecular function (GO): acetylcholine-gated monoatomic cation-selective channel activity; transmembrane signaling receptor activity
Source: RefSeq, a predicted model, not a curated record